This is a messenger RNA of Aspergillus aculeatus ATCC 16872, 2005 nucleotides long. RefSeq lists its product as uncharacterized. The transcript has 5 exons. Gene Ontology annotation, cellular component: vacuolar membrane. Lineage: Eukaryota; Fungi; Ascomycota; Eurotiomycetes; Eurotiales; Aspergillaceae. The coding region runs from base 500 to 1915 and encodes 471 amino acids. Gene Ontology annotation, biological process: amino acid transmembrane transport. The record is from RefSeq and is a predicted model, not a curated record. Gene Ontology annotation, molecular function: amino acid transmembrane transporter activity.
AUAAUGACACCACUUUGUCUACGGCCGCUCCGAUUAUGUAAAGGUCAUGGCAGGGUAACAUUGGCUGCCUCUUCCCAAUCCAGAUUCGGCCAUCUCCGAGCACACUGCAGGUGCUCAAUCUUCCUUCUUCCAUCGGUCGCCUUUCUGACUUCCUGGAAUCCUUCCUUGCCACUGCCCAGCGCGCCUGCUUAGCUUGCUGAAAUUUUUUUUCUUUCUCUCACUCUCAUAUCCUCAUCAUAGGUGGUUCGCAUCUGAGUUUGCCUCCAUCGUGCUCCGCCCAUCAGCAAGCUAAAGAGGAACGCAUGUUCCUGGUUGGCUAUCUGGGGUCUUAUCGCGAACAUCGGUUGCGCUAUCACGCCAUAGCACCCCAAUCAACCCGCCCACCACUAGUGCUGCGUCUAGAACAUCUUGAUUGUUUAAAACCCUGCAGCCUCCGCGGAAAUACGAGUCCCUCAUACUUCGUUGCUCAAUCGCGCACUUUGACAACAACUCUUUCGCGAUGAUCCACGACGAGAAGAAGGAGCCGGUGCAGCAGCCCGCCGAUGUCGACGAGUUCGAUUCCGAUGGAUACAGUUCGGCGGAGAUCUUGAAUGCGCUCAAGAAUGAGGACAACCAACAUGAGAUCCAGCUCCGGACUAUGUCGUGGCAGAAGGGAGCGUGGCUGCUGUGCGGAGAGCAGGUUUGUCUGGCUAUCAUGUCGCAAUCCUGGUCGCUCUCAGUUCUAGGGUGGGUGCCAGGGAUUAUCACCAUGUUACUUUCCGGGAUCCUGUUCUGGAUCACUUCAACGACCAUGCACAAGUUCAUCAUGAAACAUCCGCAGAUCCAAAAUAUUUGCGACUUCGGGUAUUAUGCAUUUGGCAAGAGUCGGAUCGCCUACGCAUUUGCCGGGUUCAUGCUGAUGGCGAACAACAUCCUCCUGAUCGGCUUCCACAUCUUGACCGGGGCGAAGAUUCUCAACACCUUGUCGGACCACUCCCUCUGCACGGUGGUGUUCUCGGUGAUCUGCACGAUCAUGGGCGUGGUGCUCUCCGUUCCUCGGACGCUGCACCAUGUCUCUUUCAUGUCCAUGUUCUCCUCGGCCUGUAUGGCCAUUGCCAUACUUCUGUUCCUUAUCUUUGCGGGGAUUGAGACAGCGCCACUGUAUGGGUACAACGGGAACUACCCCACCGACGGUCCCGUGCGCACCUACGCCUUUCCCCUUCCCGGCACGACCUGGGUCAACUGCAUGAACGCAGUCCUCAACAUCACCUUCCUCUGGGUGCCCCAGAUUCUCUUCCCGAGCUUCAUCGCCGAGAUGGAGCGUCCGCAGGACUUCCCCAAGGCCCUCGCCGUCCUCACCGGGAUCUCCGUCAUUUUGUUCAUCGUCCCCCCGGCCAUCGGAUUCCGCUACCUGGGUCAGUACGCCACCGCACCGGCGUUCGGUAGUCUGGGGACGGUCGCGUACAAGAAGGCCUCCUUUGGCUUCGUCAUCGCGCCCACUCUCAUCAUCGCCGUCAUCUACGCCAACGUCAGCGCCAAGUUCGUGUUCGGACAUCUGAUGGGUCGGUCGCGCCACGCGCACAGCAACACGGUCAUCGGCUGGGGGGUGUGGCUGGGCCUGAUGGCGGCGAUCUGGAUUCUGGGCUUCAUUUUCUCGGAAGUCAUCCCCAGCAUGGGCGACUUCCUGUCUCUGCUAGGUGCAGCGUUUGACUCGUUCUUCGGAUUCAUCUUCUUUGCCGUGGCGUACUGGCAACUAUACAAGGGCAAGCUGUUCGCCGGCGCUGGACGCAGCAUCAUGACGGUGAUCCAUGUGUUUAUCAUGGCGUGUGGGCUGUUUCUGUUGGGCCCGGGGCUGUAUGCGGCCGUGGAGGCGAUCAUUGCGGAUUAUGCCGGGUCGGUUUCGCCGGCGUUCAGCUGCGCGAAUCUGGCCUUGUGAUGUGUGAUGAUUACGUUUUUGUUUGUUGAUUACUUUUUUACUUCGCUUCUUUGUGAAUAUGAUGAACAGGAACAUUAAUCUGUACAUUUG